Molecule: messenger RNA, 342 nt
Organism: Leptosomus discolor (cuckoo roller)
Lineage: Eukaryota; Metazoa; Chordata; Aves; Leptosomiformes; Leptosomidae
Gene: MLANA
Product: melan-A
Cellular component (GO): endoplasmic reticulum membrane; trans-Golgi network; melanosome
Source: RefSeq, a predicted model, not a curated record
AUGCCUGGAAGAAACCACCAUCCAGAUGGCAACUUUUUCAGAGGGAAAGGACACAGCUAUCUUGCGGCAGAAGAAGCUCUGGGUAUUGGACUCUUCAUUUUGGUGCUGGCAAUUUUACUUAUCUUUGGCUGCUGGUAUUACAAAAGACGUAGUGGCUAUAAAAGUCUGCGGAGCAAAAGCUCUAGUGUGGGCACAGUACGAACUGUGGUAGGUGAGGGAACAACACCGGACUGCAAAACGGCUCUGCAGGAGUACAAAAACUUUAAUUGUGUGGUACCUGAUGCUCCACCAGCUUAUGACAAAAUUGCUGCAGAUCAGUCACCACCUCCUUACUCACCAUGA